Messenger RNA from Amorphotheca resinae ATCC 22711, 1744 nucleotides. RefSeq lists its product as hypothetical. Bases 233 to 1318 code for a protein of 361 amino acids. The transcript has a single exon. The record is from RefSeq and is a predicted model, not a curated record. NCBI's taxonomy places the organism in Eukaryota, Fungi, Ascomycota, Leotiomycetes, Helotiales, Amorphothecaceae.
CAUCUACAUCUCCAUCUCCAUCUCCAUUUACGUGUUUGUAUCUUGUAUCUUAUAUCCUAUAUCCUAUAUCCUACCUAUAUAUCCCACAUCGUAUAUCUUGUUCUCCAUCUCCAUCUCCAUCUCCAUCUCUCCUUGCCCUUCUCCUCCUAAUUGUUUUCUCUCCUCCCUCUACCGUUCAACCCUGCAUCUACUACGACCACAACAUCAGAUUCUCUAUUACUCCUUCGAGAUCAUGGCUUCUUCAUCUCAAGACCUCGCUGCCACCCCAGAAAACCAAACCAUCGUUCCACCCGCCCAAGCUCAAGCUGCCCAGAUUCCCCUACAAUCCUUCUCCCUCCCAACCUUCCCGCCAGAAGCCUUCACAGCAGGUCUCGGGUCACUUAUUCUAACCUCAGACAUCAAACUUACCGAGUACACGGAUCUUCUAGAGAAACCAUUCUCAAUUCCCGAACUCCCGACCUCUAUCAAGAGUUUAACCCUCGAGCUAUUCUCUCUAGGAUACCCUCCUGGUUUCCUCACCGCGCUAGGAAAGCGCCUACCCGAUCUCAAAUCUCUGACUAUCUACUCGCAACUCUUUGCGGGGACAAGCCCGGCGUCACGCGAAGAUGCCUUGACAUUCCUCCGGUUCCAGCCGGCACUCCAAGAGCUCCACCUCCUAGAUGUGUUUGGGUCUCCUGGGUUAUUCACCGAUCUGGCCAAGGCCUUGUCGCCGUGCCUCCGGUUCCUGGAGGUCAAUUACACAUAUCGCCAUUCGGACCCGGGGUUCUUGACCUCGGUCCCGUCCAAGGAAGUCUCGGCGUUGGUUUCGAAGGAGUUGGUCGGCCUGACCAUGAGCAUUUCUGCGCCUGAUAUUACGGACGAUGAAGAUGAUAUAGAGGGGACUGAGGUAGGCAUCAAGCCCGUCGCGGGGCAAGAUGCCAGGGAGUUCGCCACGAGGCUAGCUGAGGACAGUGAGGGGUUGGUGAUGCUGGAUGCGACAAUGUUCGAGCUGACUCCUAAAGAGGUGGAGGACAUCUUGGAUAAACAUGAAGGAAUAAAGGUUUUGGGGUUCACGGUGGGGUUGGAUGACAGCUGGGACGAGGCCCUUGAUAUGUUAGCCAAGAAGGAAAGAGGUUUUGAGGUCCUAGAAAUCGUGGCGGUUCCGAGAGAGGGUAUGGUUGAAAAAUUGAAAGAGGACCCGCAAGUCCAGAUCAGCAAGGGGUCGCUGGAUGCGCUUGGUCAGAUAUGCAAGGAGCUGAGAAGUAUCAAAUUUAGCAUUCUGAGGACGAAGCAAGAGCUGUGGACAAAGGAGGAUGGUGUGUGGGAAAAGAGGACCUGAUUGCCAGAGCUGGCCUGAACUCGUGAAAGUGGCUGGAAGUGGUUAGCCAUGUAGAGAUUUCAAUCCAACAUUGAAUCCAAGGAGAAUUGGCAGUGGUGAUAUACUGGACUGCCUCGCCAUGCCUUGUAAGUUGACUGCACGAUUACCCUUUCUUCCAUAAUUAGCAACGCCCAACAGUCACCCAGGUGCGAGAUGAACAUGACUUCCAACGGGCGUUAGUCAAUCAGAGACCUCCAUGUAUCGAGGCCCCUGUAAUCUGAUAUUUCCAAACUCGUCUAAAAGCGUCUAAAUCGUCUAAAUCGUCUAAGCUUCAUACUCCAAUAUAUAACUCGGAGUCAGAUCAUCGUUAUUUUACCCAGCAGCAUUCCUAUUCUGGGCAUCCUCGACCGCUUGAUCCCAAUCUGCUUGAUACAGGAACCAUCCUUC